AUGGAUAAGCAGAAGAUUGCUCAUCUACAGGCAUUCCUGAACGACAAGCUUGCCGCUCUUAGAAGCGAAGAAACCAAGAUCAGAUCCAACAUGGCCUCGUGGGUUGCUCUUACCGACUUGACCAAGCGCCUGCAAGAAGAAUUCCCAGAUCUCAAAGACCCCAUCGACCUUUCCGCUGCCAAAGCCAAUGAUCAACUCGACUGCAGCAAACUUCUCAUGCACCACGACAUUUACAUCGUACAAGUUCAUGCCAACAUGAAGGAGAACUACAAGCAAAUUCUCAAGCUGAUGGACGAGGCCCAGGCAGCUGUCGAUCAGUUGAAGAAGAUCGACAAGCACAACGAGAAGUUGGGUAUCGUCACGGACGUCCUAAAGGGACUUGAGAAACCUAGAACCGAUUGGGAGGCGACUAUCAAGAGACUCGCCAACAUGAUCCAAACCCUUGGAUGA
Molecule: messenger RNA, 450 nt
Organism: Aureobasidium musti
Lineage: Eukaryota; Fungi; Ascomycota; Dothideomycetes; Dothideales; Saccotheciaceae
Source: the annotation of a GenBank genome assembly